Messenger RNA from Haliotis rubra (blacklip abalone), 3383 nucleotides. RefSeq names its product bone morphogenetic protein 1-like. The transcript has 20 exons. The record is from RefSeq and is a predicted model, not a curated record. Lineage: Eukaryota; Metazoa; Mollusca; Gastropoda; Lepetellida; Haliotidae. Bases 101 to 2689 code for a protein of 862 amino acids.
UCUCACAACGUGACCUCAUAUCGUCACCGCCUAAGAACAUCUCGCCAUUACACUGGCCACCCGAGUCUGUUGGAUGUAUGCUUAGCCGGGAUUCUAACAAAUGUUGGGGAUAUACAAAACUAUAGCCGUAUUUCUCGGAACUCUGUCUUCAUUGCAUGCUGCAAGUACAGACAGAUGUUUCCAGGAAAUCACACUUACCGGGGACACAGUAAACAUAACAUCGCCAGGAUAUCCAAAACCUUAUGGCGCUAACUUAACAUGCGGAUGGAAGAUACACACAUUGACACCAGAUCGUCGAGUUGGCAUUCACAUUGCAUACUUUUCCUUGCAUUCGUCCAAAAAUUGCACAUAUGACAGUCUGUCCUUCUAUAAUGGGCCAGACAAAUCAAAUGGAUCCAUGUUCACAUUUUGCGGCAGAAGGGCGACCCCGAGCAGUUUCCUCAGCAGCAGCAACAGCAUGUACAUAGAGUUUAUCUCUGAUUCUUUCUGGAAUGCAGUGGGGUUUCUCAUCAACAUUAUUGAUGUUGAAAGAUGUGGUGGAACGUUGACAGCAACAUCUCAGCCACAAAACCUCACUUCUCCGGGGUAUCCUUACACCUACUUCAAUAACCUUCACUGCACGUGGAUCAUUAAAGCGGAAAAUGAAACCGAUACAGUUGGUCUGACGAUUCGACAUUCAGAUAUUGAGAAAGAUACCUAUGGCGCAAAUGUGUGCAGUUAUGAUGCCCUUUAUGUUUAUAACGGAAAUACAACUGAAGCUGAUCAAUAUCUAGGGCAAUCCUGUUCAAACCAGAAGCCCAGAUACCAGAGUUCGAAGAAUUCGCUGGUGGUACAGUUUAUCACCGAUGUUGGCACAACCAAACAAGGCUUCAGGCUACAAUAUACUGCACGAAAAGUUGGUGACUGCAAUAAUACAUAUCCUGUGUAUUCCACACCCGUGAUCAUUCUGUCACCUGGAUAUCCCGACUCGUAUGAAAGCAACUUGGAAUGCUUCAUAACACUGGCCGAUGUAUCACAAUCAACGCCACGAAACCUGAAAGUAGACAUCUUCGACUCAGAGUUAGAUGGCGCCUACCCUAACUGCGAAAACGACUCGGUGACUCUUUAUCAAGGUCAGAGAGGGAGCCGCAUUGGAGAGUUUUGUGGUGAUUCUUCAACAACUCCAGUGGGUCCGUACUACUCCAACGGAAUGAUAAUGAAAAUGGUAUUCAAAACCAACGGUGACGCAAGUGGUCGGGGCUUCCGACUCCGUGCUUCCCACAGCACACGGGGAGUACAGUCUGGAGAUUGUGGCUCCCAGUUCCUUCAUGCGACGACAAAUCGACAAUUCCUACAGUCCCCUGGGUACCCUGUACGAUAUCCAAACAAUGAAGACUGUCGGUGGACAAUAACGGCUUCUACUCCAAAUAUGAUGGUGCGCAUAGAAGUCAUCGACUCAGAUAUAGAAUCAUAUGAUAGACUUUACCUAACCUGCCGAUAUGACCAUGUUACGGCUUACGACGGACCAUCAAUCUUUAAUGACACAUUAUCAUCAUGGUGCGGCCCUUCACGACCUACCUUUCAGAGCACGGGAUCAGCUGUGACAAUUCACUUUCAUACAGAUGCAUCAACAGCUAAAAGAGGCUUCAAGUUGGCAUACUUUGAAACGAAUGAACGAUACCACUGUGGGGGUGCUCUGAAUAUAACGACGACUGACUACACAACCAUAACAUCCCCUAACUACCCUGGACCAUACCCGAACAACCAGGAAUGCAGCUGGACCAUACAUGCUGCAACAAACACGAAUAUUGAAGCUAAAGUCAGGAACGCAUUGUUUGAAUCAACAUCCCAAUGUACAUACGAUUUCCUGGAAAUAUACGAUGGAGUAAGAACCAGUUCGUCAAGUGCCGGGAGGUUUUGUGGCGAUGACGACACUGAUUACAUCAGUUCCGGCCACAUCAUCACCGUAAGGUUUCACUCUGACUCAGGAACCAGAAACAAAGGAUUUCAAAUGCAACUCAAAGCCGGACACUUUAGAGUUUCUGAGACCGAGGAGCGAUCUGCUUCUUACAGCAACGAGUACAUAUAUUCUCCGAAUUAUCCAUUUACUUACCCGAGUAACGCUGAGGUCGGCUGGAAGAUCACAGCGGAUGAAGACUACAUUGUCAAAAUCGACGUUAUGGAAUCUAGUCUCGGAAAGUCAUUUGGUUGUGUCAGUGACUACGUGGAGGCAUUUGACGGACCGGACUCGAAUGCACCUUCACUUGGUCGCUGGUGUGGAAAGAGUGAACCUGUCAAACGCAGUUCUGGUCAAGUUAUGUUCCUGAAAUUCAAGUCAGAUUCAUCUGGUGUUGAUCUCGGGUUCAAGAUACAGUAUACCAACGAAUAUAGUUAUCAUUCACGUGAUUUGGAUACUGAUGUUGGAGCCAUUGUUGGAGGUACGCUUGGUGGCUUGUUUCUGUUGCUACUCAUAAUAAGUGUAUUCGGCAUUUGCAUCUAUAAACACGGCCAACGCACCACUGCCACCAACAUCCCAGUGCAAUAUACUGUAGGCCAGGUACCUGUGAUCAACUUUGGCCAAGCACAGAUCACCAACGCAAUGCCCGCCACAACCUUCACUGGACCUCCUGCCUACACACUGGCAACUCAGGGUGCUGCCAUACCUUCUUCUGGGUACGUCAAUGCGGAAGCACUACCAAUGAAAUAUUGAAGUUCCAUGUGUACAACGUCAUCGAUUAUCAAAUGCAUGAUAUCACCAUUCUGUCAUGAAUACAACAGGACUGUUAGGUCAUUAGGAAAUUUGAAAUAGUAUAAUAGACCUCCAAUCAAAUGACUGAUGGGCAGAUUUGCUUUUGCGAAUGGCUCUGGCGUACUUAUCCUCACUGAAUGGAACUAUACACUUGUGUUCGCUUUAUGCCAUGUGCAGUCUGAGUGAAUAAAGUUCAGUUAAGUUUAUACCACGUGUAGUGUAAUAAAGUAUUCUGUUUAAUUAAAGCAAGAACGAUGUUACCAACAAUGCCUCACAUCAUACGGGAAGGGGUCAGAAUUUGUGACGUCAGCCCAUUAUUUCGUAGUUGAAAAAAAUGUGCUAUGCGACAGGAUGCAGUCUGUGCCUUUGAUCUUUUGAUGACGCAUCUUUAAAAAGAUAAUGCUGUGAUAUGUAUUGAUCUGUUUUAGUUAUCUCCCAUAUUGUUCCCAUUGUAGUUCAUGAUAUUUGAAAUUAGAUGUUUGGUUGCGAAUUCAGUUAUAUGAGUAUACUUGUAUAUGGUUGUUUUUACAAUUAUACCUCUAUGGCCAUGCCGUCACUUUUAUGGCGCUUCAUGUCAUAUCUUGAAUCCUUCUGACAUGUAUGUGUAUAAAGGGCCGGUGGCCCCCAUACUGAAUAAACAUAACACACCACAUAA